CACGGUCACACUUGUCUUCACUGAAAACGCUACCCAAAUUUAACUACUUUCGAAAGAACGGGGUUUAUUAAUAAAAACUUACUAGCCAGCUCUUUUCAGAGUUUGCUGACUGUCUCAACUAAUUGUAAACUACUUCGGCAAUACAAAAAUGGCGCGUGCCCAAAGUCCCGCCGGCGAGGGUGAGAAGGAAAAGGACAACAAGGAAAAGGACACCAAAGAGAAGGACGGCAAGGCGGCGGCCAGCAGCUCCUCGCGUAGGGAACGCGAACGAAAACGACGCGGAUCGGCGUCAUCCAGCAGCGACUCCAGAAGCAGCUCAUCGGACAGCAGCUCUUCGCGCAGCAGUUCCGGCUCAGACUCGCGCUCAAGCUCGAGCAGUUCCAGCGACUCAUCCAGCUCCUCCUCGUCAUCGUCCACCGACUCGGAUCGCAGCGAGAAGAACCGACGACGUGGCGGCGGAGCUGGCGGCAAGGACAAAGAUAAGGAGAAAGUCAAUGCACGAUCCCGCUCUCGCACCCGUUCGCCCAGGCGCGUCUCUAAAUCUCCCCGGCCGGGCAGCAAAACCCGAAAGGAACCGGAGCGGGAUCGCGAGCGCCGCAGUCGUUCCCGAGAUCGAGCCCGUCGAGCUGGAUCCAACGAUAGACCUGCCGUUGAAAGCAAUAAUGUAAAGCGCGAGCGCUCUCGCUCUGCCAGUCGAUCAAGAUCGCCACGACGACGUGGACGUGGCUCAGUGGAGAGGACGCCGCCCCCGAAGCGAAGGGAGCGCUCUAGGUCGCGCACUCGCACACGUUCGCCCACUCCAAAGCCUGUGCGCAUCCAUGUCGGCCGACUUACCCGCAAUGUGACCAAGGACCAUGUGUUCGAGAUAUUCAGCAGCUUCGGGGACGUGAAGAACGUGGAGUUUCCCGUCGAUCGUUAUCACCCGAAUUUUGGACGCGGCGUAGCUUUUGUGGAAUACGCCACCGCCGAGGAUUGUGAGUCGGCCAUGAAGCACAUGGAUGGCGGCCAGAUCGAUGGCCAGGAGAUCACUGUGUCGCCAGUUGUCAUACCUAAACAGCGGCCACCUAUGCGUCGUCCCUCGCCUCCGAUGCGCCGUCCGCAGAACAACCGCUGGCGCUCCCCACCCCAAUUCAAUCGGUUCAACAAUCGUGGCGGUGGCGGUGGUGGUGGCGGCGGACGUCGCCAGUCGCCCAUGAGGAACCGGCGUUCACCGCGUCGCCGCUCUCGCUCGCCCAUCCGGCGUCGACGUCGCAGCAACAGCAGCGACAGCUCCCGCUAGAGGGUACUGAUCGAUUCCUAGAUUGUACAAUGGACACACGAUUCAUGCCGAUUGGCAAACACAUGCACUUUUCUUUAUAUUAUGAUCCAAACAAUAAACGUGAGCAAGGGCCACACACAAUAGUC
Molecule: messenger RNA, 1404 nt
Organism: Drosophila ficusphila
Lineage: Eukaryota; Metazoa; Arthropoda; Insecta; Diptera; Drosophilidae
Gene: RnpS1
Product: RNA-binding protein with serine-rich domain 1-B
Exons: 3
Coding region: 149-1279 (376 amino acids)
Biological process (GO): mRNA splicing, via spliceosome
Cellular component (GO): cytoplasm; nucleoplasm; ASAP complex
Molecular function (GO): RNA binding
Source: RefSeq, a predicted model, not a curated record